UUUUACGCUUAAAGUGAAAUAAAUUAUAUAACUAUAUACAUACAUUGUGGGCAAGGUCCAUUGAUGAACACAUAGAAAGAAAAACCAGUACCUGCCGGCGACCUUACUACACUACACUUGGACUUUGAACUUUGGUAACACACUUUGACAAAUGUGUCUUCGCUUGAGGCUAUUUCUAAAGCUCAGACCUCCCUGGAGGACUUAAUGAAAAUGAAGUUUGCUGAAUUCGAGGCCACAUUGCAGACGGCUUCUCCAGAAAGUGACACUAUCACCACCCUAAAAGCCGAGCUGAACAAGUUCAAAGAUGCCACCUCUGCAGUGCUGGAUGUGCUCAGGCAGCAGAUAGCAGCGCUAAGCAACACUGUAGACAAUCUGGAGAUGCGGCACCGCCGGAAAUACAUUUUACUAGCUGGUGUUCCAGAAUCAAGCAACGAGAAUGUCGCUGAGGUGGUUGCUGCCAUUUGUCAGGAUAAGCUGCGGCUUGCCGAGGUGUCCUCCUCUUCAUUCACAGCCUGCCAUAGGCUAGGACCCGCAGUUGCGGGUCGUUCCCGUUCUAUUUUGGUUCGCUGUAGUGAUGCGGUGACCAAAGAUAUUCUAUGGAGGAAGAAGACUGCACUGAAGGGCUCCCGGGUAGUCAUGUCAGAGUUCUUGACCCGUCAACGGCAAGCAGUCUUCAUAGAAGCCCGCAGACACUUUGGGAUCCGAAGCGUCUGGACAUUGGAUGGCACUAUCUUCAUCAAAACAUCCAGUGGGAAGACUCAUCGCGUUGUGAUGGCAGAGCAACUUCAUAAGCUUAUCAGGGAGCACCCAUCGCAAACCCCAUCUUCAACCCAAAGGCAACCAGUUGAAGCAUCGAAGGUUGGGCAGGUGGUGACCAGUGCAGAGCCGGCAAAUGCAAAUAAACCGGCGGAAUCGGCGUCACGAUACCCGAAAAGGGUGAAAUAA
This is a messenger RNA of Cydia amplana, 945 nucleotides long. RefSeq lists its product as uncharacterized. The transcript has a single exon. Lineage: Eukaryota; Metazoa; Arthropoda; Insecta; Lepidoptera; Tortricidae. The record is from RefSeq and is a predicted model, not a curated record. Bases 205 to 945 code for a protein of 246 amino acids.